CACGGGACCGUAAUGUCACUAGGUUCACAAUGCCCAACAAAUCUGUGAGCUCGCGACCUCUCCACUGGGAAAGAUUUCGCCUGAAAAUAGGAAGAAUAUAAACCUGGGGAGCAGCUAGUGGAGCUGGUUAUCAAAACAAAACCGAAAAAGUUGUUGAUGCUUCAAUGAUUCUGCAAGAGGCGCUUUGUCCGUUUACUAUGUGUCAACGGGGAGUGAAUUUCGCUGAACAUUUAUAUUCUGGACCGUUUUAACCCAAGCUAAACAGCUAGGCGAGAGGAUUUCUAGCUCGCUAGCUAAUUUACUGCUAUAGCCAGCGAAGAAGCAGUGGUGGUAGACUUUGCAAAGAGCAACUGCUAGCUACGAUUGUAGCUAGCCAGCUCUUCAUAGCCAGCUACCUCCACUUUUGCGAUUUUCCGUCAAAUGGGUGCAUGUUAUAAUGUGCAGUUGCUGUUUUUGCAAUUUGCACAAUAACGUCAAUGAUUACAAAAACCAAGCUAGUUUGUUUGUUAAUCGCUUAGCUAACGUUACUCGUUCGGCUUUGUGAAUUAAGGGCAGGCCAUGGACUGAAUAACGUACAAGAAUGGUGUCUCGCUAUCUUGAUGACUAGCAGUCAUAUAUUGGAUCAUAUAAAUUGGGUACAACUAAACAAUAGAAACCUUGAAUUUGGUUUGUGUGUGUAAAACUCAAGACCACUAACGUUAGUUAGCCUAUAUAGUUAUUUGGAUCAUCAUGCGUUGGAUUGCUGGGCCCUUGUUCCAAAUUGGAUGAAAGAAACGCAGAGAACGGAUUAUCCAGUCGUCAAUUUUGAACUAAUUUGCAUUUACGGUGAACGGAGGCGAUAUACAAUGUCUACAGCGAAAGAGAACCCUUGCAGAAAAUUCCAGGCGAACAUUUUUAAUAAAAGUAAAUGUCAGAACUGCUUCAAACCUCGGGAGUUGCAUCUCUUGACCGAUCAAGAUCUGAAUCAGGCCAAACCUAUUUACGGCGGAUGGCUGUGCUUGGCCCCCGAGGGAACAGACUUUGACAACCCCAUGCAGAGAUCCCGGAAAUGGCAGCGGCGGUUCUUUGUGCUGUACGAACAUGGCUGCCUGCGUUUCGCCCUGGAUGAAUCGCCGAGCACGCUGCCCCAGGGCACGGUAAAUAUGAACCUGUGUGCUGACGUCAUUGACGCAGAGCCCAAGACUGGCCAGAAGAACGCUCUCUGUAUCAUCACUCCUGAACAGGAGUACUUUAUACGAGGGGAGAACAAAGAGAUCAUCAAUGGGUGGACUGAACAGCUGGUGGUGUAUCCCAGGACCAACAAGCAGAACCAGAAGAAGAAACGCAAGGUGGAGCCCACCACUUCUCAGGAGCCAGGACCAGCAAAGGUGGCGGUGACGGGCUCAGGUAUCCCCGAGGCGGGCUCAGAGAAGGUUCAAGACUCCAGCUCCAUCAUCUGGCAGGAGGAGCUGAGCCAGAGAGAGGCUGAGGGGGCGGCCGUAUGGCCUUCUGCUGACCUGCCCUUGCUGGGCUCACCACCACCCUCUACAGGUGAUUGUGGUUCCGUGGGUCAGGGCUCAGACGCCGGCUCAGUCAACGGUGACGAGGUGGACCGUAGCGGCCUCCCUCUCCACGGCUCAGUCCCGCUCCCCCACCACGACCUCCUGUCUCCCACGGGCUCCUGCUCCAGCCUGGGCGGGGUGCCCCGCUGCCUCUCUCCGGUCCCCAGCGACCCUUUCCCCUCCGGCAGCUCCCUGCUGUCCAACGGCUCCCACAUCAGUGGCUCUGUUAGCUCGCUGGACUCUGACGCCAGCGGCAGCACGGUAACCAGCACAGAGAGCCACCCGGCGGGGCGGUUAGGGCUAGGCCACAGCGGGCACAAUGAUACGCCACGGUCCAGGAGGCUGGAGGCCGAGGCCAGGAAGGCAGAGAAGAGGAGUCGAGUGAGGAGUCCUGGUGAGGAGAAAGAGGCCAUGUUCAGUCCUGAAAGGAGUCGAUCUGGGGUGAUAGAGAAGCUGGAGGCAUUGGAGCUGGAGAAUGCAGAGAGGAUGGAGGUGGAGGAGGCUGGGAGGACUGGAGCCAGACAGGGCCGCAGCGAACACAGACGCUUCCACAGAGAGGAGCAGAGACAUGACCUGGGCCAGAGCCUGGACUUCCCCUCCACUCUGCCCCCUCUGAGACGAGCCAAGUCCCUGGACCGCAGGACAACCGAGUCUGUCAUGACCCCCGACUUGCUGAACUUCAAGAAAGGUUGGAUGGUGAAGCUGGAUGAGCAAGGACAUUGGAAGAAGUAUUGGUUCGUACUGACAGACCACAGCCUCGGAUACUACAAGGACUCCAUUGCUGAAGAGGCUUCAGAUCUGGACGGGGAAAUAGACCUGUCUACGUGUUAUAAUGUCACUGAAUACCAGGCUCAACGCAACUACGGCUUCCAGAUACAUACCCAGGAGGGCAUGCACACCCUGUCGGCCAUGACUGCAGGCAUAAGGAGGAACUGGAUCCAGGCUGUCAUGAAAAACGUCAGACCCUCCACUGCUCCGGAUGUGGCAAGCAACCAUGGCUCCUUCUCCCCACUGGAGGGACUACUUCGGCCGGACGUGACCCAGGACUCCCUUUCCUCCGAAACCUCGUCCAUGGAGCGAGAGCCAGGGCCAGGCCCCAAGAAAAGUCGGGCCCGCGAGCGCCGGCGAGAGGGCCGUUCCAAGACCUUCGACUGGGCCGAGUUCCGACCCAUCGCCCAGGCUCUGGCCCAGCAGCGGGCCCAGGAGGCCGAGCCCCUGCAGACUGACCUAGGAGACCCCGAUCGGAGCCAGAGGCGGGAAGAACGAAGGAGGAGAAUUGAGUCUGUGAUUAGUUCCUCCGUGGACCAACCAGCAGGCUCCGAGGCUGGGAGAAUGGACUAUGAGAGUGGGAGAGGGAGUGAAGGCAGCCCUGGGGGUGAGUGUGGGGGUCCCCCCUCCCUGGACAGGCAGCAGAAGGUGGAGGAGGAGAUCGAGCAGCACUGGCAGCAGGUGGAGCAGACUCCCAUCAGGGAUGAGAGGAGGGUACCUCUGCCCUCGACACUGCAGACCAGGGAGACGGCCGAGCUGGAGAAACUGCUGGAGAGCUACAAGAAAGGGGUAGAAGAGCUAAAGCUGCAGUUGGAGAGCUGUCACCAGCAACUGGUGGACUCCAACCAGCACAAACACAAUCUGGAGGUCCAACUGAAGACGGCUCUGGAGAGAGAGCAGCACGUCCGCACCGGAUACAUCUCCCCGCUGGAGCUCCCUUUGGUUCUGGAGGCUGAUAUCGAGCCCCAGACGAAGAGCCCAGAACUGGUUCAUUCUCAAGCUCAGAGCUUAGCAAGGAAGUACCAGGAGACCAAAGAGCUCCUGCAGCUACAAGAACUGAAAAAGCGCAAUAUGCAGGCACAGCUUGGACUCUCGCUUUCUCACCUCUCCAUCAAGGAACCUUACCUUUCCGACCCCCAAACAACAGCCCCUCUGCACAGCCUGCCUCCGUCAGAGCCACCCGUCGAAAAGACCGUCAGCUUUUUGAUCAAAGAUAGUGCGGACAUUAUUCAAGAGUUAGAGGACUUGAUCUCAGGAAAGCUCCUGACUCUAAAGGGACUGGAUAGAUUGCUACGAUCUCACAGUGAAUUCAGUCUGGAGGGUAGUCUGGAUAUAGGAGAAAAGGGUAGCUGCGAGAGGCUCUUACAGAGCUGGAAGUAUCAGCAGGAGGUAGAGAAUGAGACUAUGAGGAAGAGCUUGGCCAGGGCGGGCGAAAGCAUCCGCAAUUACGAAUCACGACUCCUGACCAUGGAAGACAUGCUGGGAAGGGUUCAGGAGCAGAAGGUGGAGAGCCUGAAGAGCUCUUAUGGACCUCUGUGUCAAAAUGAAGAGCACUCUGAAUGCCACGAGAUCACAAUCAGGACUUUGUCCCAGAGGGUCGAACUUCUAACGAGCGAAAAUGGAGCGCUGCACCAGCGCUAUCAGGAGAUAGUGAACCAACUGACUGAGGCAGAUAGGGAGAUAGAUAGGCUUAAAGAUGAGCUAAUCAACUUGCAAGGUGGGAAACAGCACCUACUGAUCCUAGAGGAGCUGAACGGAGUUAGGGCCAGACUAGCGGAGAGCGAAGCCCAUGCUAUUGACAGGGAGGUCUAUGAGCGUGAGCUGAAUGAGAAAUCUGUGAAGCUUCAUGAGGCGCUGGUCACCUUGGAGGUGCUAGGAAACAGCCUGAAUGACACAGAGAGAAGACUGCAGCUGAAAGAGGCCACUCUCACAGGUCUGGGAUUCCAAAUGGCCAAAGAAGGUGACGAUGCGCCCCCUAAGGAGAAACUCAAAGAGCAGCUGGAGGGCACAGAGGCCAAGCUCUUAGAAAAGGAAGCGCUCCUUCAGUCCACACAGCAUCUCUGUAGAGAACUUCAAGCUCAGACGGUUGAACUUAAAACUAGAAACCAGGAAUCUGAGAGACUCCAGAGUCAAAAACUUAUAGAGGCAGAGAAUGAGAUUAGGAUGAUGCGAGCAAAAUUAGAGGCAAAGUCAGCUCGGGGGGAACAAGAAGUGAAUGUUAAUGAAGAGUUGAUGCAGACAAGUGAGAGGCAGGUAGUAGACGAAAGUGUUAUAAAGCAAUUAGUAGGUGGGGUAAAGAUGAAGUCUGAGGCCCUUAGUAAGGUGCUAGAAGUGUUAGCGAAGGUAGAUAUUAGUGUGGACAAAACGCUAAUUGAUAUGAAAAGCACUUUACAUAUCACAGACUGCCUUGGGUCCUUUGAAGAGGAGCCGGAUGAAGUAAGUCAGAGAGUAAUGAAAAGGUUGGUAUUCGAGGCAGAGUUCUGUAGUCGUCUAUUAAGUGCUGUAGAGGUUAACCCAGGCGAGACGGAAGGUGGAAGUUCAUGUAGUUUUGAAAGGCGUGUGGCAGAGCGUAUGGUAGCUGAGAAGAGCAUGUUGCUGUUGAUGAACAGGAUUUGUCCUCGACCAAAGAUGGAAGUUGAUAAUGAGAUGGCUGUGACUGCACAGACCAUGGAAGCAGACCUUUUGAAUUGGUCCAGCUGGCUUGAUAAUGACACCAACACUCUCAUUUUGAAAGAUUUAACAGAGGCAUUGCAAGAUAAAGUGUUUUUAUUGAACCUAAUUGCCUCCACAAUUGAGACAUCCACUAAUGACAGGCUCCUGUCCUUGGUCCUAGCUAGCUUUGAUUCCAGCAAACUAAAGAAACAAUGGUCUGAGCACCUUGAAGACGCAGCCACAGAAGCCAACAUGUCCUAUCUCAUCAGCAGGCUGAAGUUCCAACACGAGAAAGAGCUGAAAGAAACAAUGCUUGAAAAACGUCCGAUUGGCAACUCUGACUGUGCAAACUGCUCUCUACUGAGAGAACUGAACCAAGAUCUACAUUCCAAAAUGGCGGAUAUACAGAAUUAUCUGUCGAGCCUUGAAAGCCCUAUGAGUGAAGAUACUAGACCAAUAACACACAUUCAGAUCGAAGGAGAGCCCAUUGACUCCCUGGACAAGGCCAUUCAGCUACAGGACAUGGUGGCCAAGCACAAGCUGGAGCUGCGGGAGAUCAAGGACGUCUAUGCACAGGAAACAGAAAAGCUGAGACAGGAGGUGGCAAAGGUGGCCGAGAUAAUGCGUUUAGAACGUGAAGAGAACGUGAAGGAGAUCGACUCUCUGACUGUCUGUAUGGAGAACCUGAAGAAGAAACACGAGAUGGAGAGGAGUGUUCUGCUGGAGAAGUUCCACCACCAGAUGGAUGUCACCCCAGGAGGAAGCUAUCUCACUGGGGCAGAGGAUGGGACGAUGUCCCCUGAGACCUCCACAACCUCUGCCCUCAAGGAGCAAAUCCAGGAUCUGGUGGCCCAGGUCUCAACCAUGACGGAAGAGAUUAAGCGGAGGGAGCACCAGGGUGACGCAGCUACCCUCCGGCUGAAAUACGACAAAGACCUGGAGAACCUGAAGGCCACCUGUGAGAGGGGCUUUACUGCCAUGGAGGAUUCCCACCAGAAGGUGAUCGACGAGCUGCAGAGGAAACACCAGAGAGAGCUGGAAAACCUACACGAGGAAAAGGAGAGGCUGCUAGCCGAGGAGACUGCCGCUACCAUAGCCGCGAUCGAGGCGAUGAAGAACGCACACCGGUCGGAGCUGGAGAAGGAGCUGGACAAGGCCCGCAAGUCCAACUGCAACACGGAGAACGCAGACAUAGAGGAGAUAUGCAAGCAGCACGAAGAGGAGCUGUGUUCAUUCCAAAGGGAGAUCGAGGUGCUGUCGGAACAGUAUUCUCAGAAGUGCCUGGAGAACGCCCACCUGGCCCAAGCCUUGGAGGCUGAGAGACAGGCCCUCAGACAGUGUCAGAGGGAGAACCAGGACCUCAACGCACACAACCAGGAGCUGAACAACCGUCUAGCUGCAGAGAUCACUAAGAUGCGCUCUAUGGCGACUGAAGACGGGGGUGGAGACACCUGCAACGUCACACAUGGGAAGGAACUGUACGAGCUAGAGGUGAUGUUGAGGGUGAAGGAGUCGGAGGUCCAGUAUCUGAAACAGGAGAUCAACUCUCUGAAGGAUGAACUCCAGGUCGCCCAAAGAGAUAAGAAGUAUGCAACGGACAAGUACAAGGACAUCUACACAGAGCUGAGCAUCGUGAAGGCCAAAGCAGAGAGAGACCUGGGGAGGCUCAGAGAGCAGCUGCAGCUGGCCCACGAGGCACUGGGGGAACCCUCACUGGAGGAGGUGGAGAGGGCAGGAGGAUACGAUAUCAUGAAGUCCAAAAGCAACCCUGACAUUCUCAAGAUGGCGGCUGCUGCCGCAAAACGCUCAGAGCGCACCAUGAGGUCAAAGUCUGUGGCUCGUGACAUGCCCUGGGACAGCUAGGGCUGCCUGAGGACCUAUAGGCCUACCCUUCUCCUUUAGAGUCUUAAGGAAGGGCUGACUGCCGAGCAGCGACUCCAUCUGUUUGACAAAGACACUAAGGAGUUCUGACAGCGUCGCCUGCCUCGAACCGCUCCACCCACAUUGCUGCAUGUUUAGAAAGCCCACUAUAUUUUAGCUAGGGAGUUACUUAUUUAGAAACACACUGGUCACCACACACAUCGUAUAUUAAAAAAACAUGGUAUGAAGAUUGAAUUUUAUGUCUAGACUCAACAUUCCAUGCACUUCAGUUACUGUGACAUUUUGUUCGUUUUUUGUUUUCAGCGCCAUGUCUUACUGUAAAUACUCUGUACUGUUUUUAAUGAAGCAUCUAUCAUGCAAACACUAAAAAAAGAUGGCUGUGUAAGCUACUGUUUUAACUCCUUAGUCUGUGUGAAUAGCCGAAGGAAUAAGUGUAAUGUUGUAAUGGCUAAACACAACUACAUAAUGAGAGAAUAAUUACUUACAUAUUGAUGGAAUAACUACUUACAUAAGCAAACCGUAGGAACAAUCUUGCCUUCAGGCCUGCGUAUUAUGCUAGGUGAGGUCAGUAUGCACAUGUUAAUUCUUCUUUCCACCCCCUUAUCAUUUCAGCAUAGAUUACUGUCUGGCUCAGUAAACAAGCUAUGGAAAGAAAAUGUUUGCCUGCAUCAUUGUACAAGUAAACUAUCUGCUACAUUGGAUGUUGCUCCUCCAUUGUCUGAGUUGUUGGCUUGUAUAUGAUUAAUAUUAACAUCAUAGAAUGUUUUCUGAAACAUAGGACCAUUUUUAAAUUACCCCUGGAAGGUGACUGCUGAAUAAAUACAUUAUGGAUGGGAUUUGCUGAUUAUACUAUAAAUAUAUACAUUUAUAUAAUUGUUUUCCUUCUCUGUAAUCUUAUUGGUCCAGCUGUAUGGGAGGAUGAGUUGUUGGAGUCGGUUUGUAUGUAGUCUUGUUCAGUGGCAAUCUCUUUGUAUUUAUUUAAGUGUUUUUGGAUUAUUGUCUCACAUGCCAUUCCCUCUGUACUCUACUAUUGUAAAUAUACAGCCAAUGUACACCAACUGACAACAGGUUUAUUAGCAAUAAAUAUUUUUGCACCCUG
Salvelinus fontinalis (brook trout) is the source of this 7941-nucleotide messenger RNA. It is a transcript of the gene mpripb, whose product is annotated as myosin phosphatase Rho interacting protein. Bases 765 to 6824 code for a protein of 2019 amino acids. Gene Ontology annotation, molecular function: actin filament binding. Lineage: Eukaryota; Metazoa; Chordata; Actinopteri; Salmoniformes; Salmonidae. Gene Ontology annotation, cellular component: actin cytoskeleton. Gene Ontology annotation, biological process: actin filament organization. The record is from RefSeq and is a predicted model, not a curated record. The transcript has 23 exons.